Molecule: messenger RNA, 5708 nt
Organism: Habropoda laboriosa
Lineage: Eukaryota; Metazoa; Arthropoda; Insecta; Hymenoptera; Apidae
Product: facilitated trehalose transporter Tret1-like
Exons: 7
Coding region: 453-2054 (533 amino acids)
Biological process (GO): carbohydrate transport; transmembrane transport
Cellular component (GO): membrane
Molecular function (GO): sugar transmembrane transporter activity
Source: RefSeq, a predicted model, not a curated record
GUUUAAUAGCUGGCAAUCACGACGUAGCCGCAUUUCUUCGUGAUCGCUCCUUCACGAGAGAGCAACUUCCUGUUUCCAUUCACUCCCGAUCGCUAGCGUUCGCCAAUUAGUGAACGAGUCGUCGUGUCGUCGAGGAAAACGGUCGAGGACUCACGCGGGACGGUCGUUGCAUUUUCACCGGCUGGAGGAGUCUCGUUCGUAUCUUGUUUGGAGGGAGGAGGUAUCGAGUGCGUAACAGAGACAGAGAAACAGAGAGCGAGUGAGAAGAACACGAAUCGUCCAGUCGUGCAAGUGGCGGAAGGAGAAGGGAGAACCAGAAGAAGAGAGAGAGAAGGUUUAUCGAACGUUCGCGUGCGGUAAAGCGAGUUAGCUAGCCUGCACACGUCCAACACCGUAGCGAGGAGGAGUGUGACCGAGACAGACGUUGUACAGAGACAGAGAGGGAGAGAAAAAUGCCUCCCACCCACGACCAUGAGGGAAAAGAGGGGCGCUAUAAAGAGUAUGCCUAUAGCCCUGUACCAGAGAGUGCCAGUUCAGCGGUGUACGAUUCAACCACCCUUGGAAAAUAUACCGAGUUUGGUACCGGUUCACCGAGCUAUCGUUUCAAGAACGGUGUCCUAGAAAAGUGUCGUGACUCAGAUAUGACGGAAAAGGGUUCCACGCUACUACAGUAUGUCGCUGCGGCUGCAGCGAAUCUGUGCUGCGUGUCGGCUGGUGCUAUGUUGGCAUGGACCAGUCCGAUAAAAGCGAAACUUCAGGACAGCUUAGACGACAAUCCACUCGGCGUGAAGAUCACCGAUGACGAAAACUCUUGGAUAGGAUCGUUGGUGGCUGUUGGUGCGAUGAUUGGCAGUUUUAUCGCUGGAUACAUGGCAGAAAGAUGGGGCAGAAAGAAGACUCUUCUGGCCGCCGUAAUUCCAUUCACGCUCGGCUGGAUCCUAGUCGCAUCCGCCAAGGUGGUUUUCCAACUCUACGUGGCCAGAAUCAUCCUCGGCAUCGGUUUAGCGUUCGCUUUCACGGUCGUUCCUAUGUACUGCGGUGAGAUCGCCGAGAUAUCCGUGAGAGGUGCUUUGGGGUCCUUCCUACAGCUGUUCGUCACCUUCGGCUUGCUCUACUCUUACUCCAUCGGUCCGUACGUCUCUUACCUGGUGUUCUGGAUCUGCUGCGCCGCCGUACCAUUCGUAUUCUUCGCCGUCUUCAUGACUAUGCCCGAAUCACCCUACUUCCUACUGAAAAUCGGCAAAAGAGAAGAGGCGGUGCAAGCUUUGGCCAGGUUGAGGAGUAAAUCGCCGGCCAGCGUGCAGAAGGAAGCUGACGAGAUGCAGGCUGCAGUGGAAGAGGCGUUCAGGGAAGAAACGAACUUCUCCGACCUGUUCACCGUGAAGGCGAACCUCAAGGCUCUGAUCUACACUUGCCUACUAGCCUCGUUCCAGCAGCUCAGCGGUAUCAACGUGGUCCUAUUCUACAUGGGUAACAUUUUCGAGAGCGCUAAAUCAUCGCUGCCCAGCCCGAUAGCCACUAUCAUCGUCGCCCUCGUGCAAACUUGCGCCUCAGCCGUGACACCGGUGGUCGUUGACAGGCUUGGCAGGAAGGUUCUCCUGAUUUUCUCUGGCAUCGGUGAAAUCCUCACCAUGGGCUCGUUGGGUCUGUACAUGUACCUGCAAGACACGGCGCACGCAGACGUCAGCGGUAUCUCCUUCCUCCCCGUAUUAUCUCUGGUCGUGUUCAUCUCGACGUACAGCGUCGGCUGGGGUCCUCUGCCGUGGACCGUGAUGGGCGAGAUGUUCACGUCGAACGUGAAAUCGAAAGCCUCCGGUAUCACCGUCUGCAUCUGCUGGUUGAUGUCCUUCAUGACCACGAAAUUCUCCACGAAUCUGGCAUCGGUCGCAACGUGCGCGCCCUACUGGCUGUUCGGAAUCUUCUGCUUGCUGAGCGUGCUGUUCACGAUAUUCGUGCUGCCCGAAACGAAGGGCAAGAGCGUGCAAGAGAUCCAAGACGAGCUGAACGGCGUGAAAUCAUCGCUGCCCGUGUUCGAGGGCUCGGGCAAACAUUGAAAUAAACAGUAUUACGGUUCGUUCGCGUACCAAAAUCUCAACAUCGAUCGUGGAACUGUUCUUCCUCCUCAGCUAUUCAUUUCUACGUAAAACGCGUCUCUUCAUACUGCCAAAGACCACGGAUCACGAUUCUGGGAUCCUUUAUUCUUCUCUCACACACCGCACGCGCGGGAUCAAAGGACUCAUGAACGUGUCGGGUGCGGACACUGGUUUCUCUUCGUUCGUUUAGGAUCGUAGAAACGUGUCGGGUCGACACAACCGCUCACGAUUAAUCUAGGUGUACGUGUUUAAUUGUACGAUAAGAAGCGUGAAUUGCGAUGCAAUAUAUAUACUUUUAUUGUUAAUAUUUUAACAGUGAAGUAAAGAUGGAAACGCGACAGAUUUCGACGUGAUUUUUGUUCGAUGUUACGUAUAUAUAUACAGAUAGGAUGAUAUUUCGUUUGACGAAGUUUCUCAACACCAAACAGCAAGGUGAAAAAGCAACUUGUAGAAAUUAUUCGAACACCACGCUUCUGAAUUGUUUCUACAUAUCCUUUUCUCUCUUUCUUUUUGUAAGAAAGUUGUAAUAAAAUUUGAACAAAAAAAAAAAGGUUGAAUAUUGUUCAGUUUUGGUCGAGUUUCAAUUAUUCGUAUUUAUCACUAAUCGUCUGUGGUAGAAAAAAUUGAAGAGUGUAAUUAAUGGACUUGACAAAAAGAAGGGGGGAGGGAUGAAGAAACAUCGAACGAGACUCGAUAAUUGUAAAUCUGUCCUGUUUCGUGCCUCUAAUAAUAGUCUCUAAAGGUAUUUAUUUCCUGACAAGCCUUGGCUGUUCGAACGUUGUACGCGUCGUUUCCUUUGUACGUAACGUUCUCGUAACACGAUCCUCCGUGUAAUCCCCCAAAAAGUAUGAUAAUAUUUAAUUAUUUAACGGCCGUAUUUGAUGCACACGCGUGCACGCGUGUAUGUGUCCUUUUGUAUGCAUGCACAAACGACGAUGAACGAGUUACCGCCACGUUCGCAGAAAAGAAAAACAAUCGCCUUUUUCGUUUUCUCGAUCGAUCGAGGAAUGCGCUGUUAAGGAAAAAUCGCUACAGAUCCGCGCGUGAAAUCGUGUAUAUACGUAUAUGUACAAAACCGAGACAGGCGAGCGAAUUACACGUGUACGAUCGAUUCUUAUCGCUCAACAAUCAUACCGGAGGCAUGCUCGCGGCGGACAGAGACGAACAUAGAGGGGAAAAAAAUAGGGAAUGACGCAAUUGGAAUUUUUUCGAGACGAUCGAUUUGCCAGACAUCGUGAAAAACCGCCGGGAUUCACUUUGAUCGGGAUCAGAGGCGAUUUAAAGAGAUUGAUUAGAGAAAUAACGAGUGAACAAUUAUAUUCCUAUUUUACACGCGAUUAAUUACAAGAUUUAUGGCAACUCACGUUUCUUCCAGUUUCUCGUGGUAUUUGUAUUCUCAUCGAUAUACUUUGCAAUAUUGUGGGAUAGGAGCUUCCACGUGGAGCAAAAGGAGCAACGACAGAAGCUCGAUCAAGUAGGCGUUUUGGCUAUGCGCGUGGAGUCUGGGCUGCCGUUCCGGAGGUCUCGAGUUCGAUUCUUCAUUUUAAUCCGUCAAGUUUUUUUCGGCCCUACAAUAUUCUAUCGUGACGAAAAAUGCUAGUUUUCGUAGUAUUUCAAUUUCUGUGGCCAAAGAAACUGGAGAACGAGGAGUUUUCUGGGAACGAAAGUCUGUAAUUCUUCGAAAUUAAAAUCAGUUAUUUCUCACGAUUUGUUGGAAUGGAGAGAAAGGAGGUUCGUACUAUUAUUGAGGAUCGAGCGGAAGUGCAUGGCACGUUUUCCUGUUUCUUUCAUCCCUGUAUAUACGAUUUAGUUGCGUAGAAACCAUUGUACUAUUAUCACCCUUCCUAUAAGUAUUUCCUUAGGCAGGCUGUCUUCUAUCCUUCGUGUUAGAAAACAGCAUUUCGCGUUUAAGUGUUAAGUUCGAAAAAAACGCCAGUGUAAAUGUUCACUAUUUGAAAUCGUAACGCAAGUUCCAUCAGGAGUAUCGCUUAGAUUUCCACCGUCAAUAAUUCAUGUUAAGCGAAUCCAGCAACGGCUGUACUUAUCUUCGGCUCACUCGGUUACGUUACCAAAGAUCGACAGGUCGAUUCGAUUUUCCUAAGGUGUGAAAGAGUUCCGACGAUUUCAAUUGUCGACGAGAUUCGUGCAUCGCGUGACUCGUGUCUUCACCUGGUUUCUUGUCGGCAAGCGACGAGUGUGUCUUUCGUUUGCAUUUAACGCGUGAACUGUUUGUCUGUUCUCGAGGAUGUGCCAAAGCGUGUCGUUGUAACACUGAUCGCUGAGAGGAGACACAUAUCGACGUUGUAAUUUAUUCGAGCGUGACAUAUCUUCGAGGCGCAAUGGAAAAAGAUCCUAGUACAAACGUGCGUGUCAAACGGUGAUUAUGAAAGUGAUCUAAGUGCAAAAUCUGAAAAAGUGCGAAAUUUCUAACUUACCUAAAUAAUCUAAGUGUAAAAAAUUAAAAAGAUAUGAAAUUUCUAACUUCCUUCGGUGAUCCAAGUGAAAAAUCUAAAAUUUAUCGCUUGUUUCACGUUGCAUGGAUCUUCUCGCGAAACAAAAUUUGAUACAAAUAUUUUUCAACUACGCUCAAUGUACCAGUGGUCCAAAUAUCUCGCCGCCCCCACUUUCAUAAUCACACAUACCGAACGAUACGCGUAGAAGAAGCUGAAGAAGAGAUUUUCAAUCACGAUCUAACGAACAAUUCGAGCGAAAACGAAGGAGCAACGAAUACGGUCGUGUGUACUUGUUUAAUAACUAAGAACGAUCGAAGUCGGUCGAUCGACGGUAUGCAUAUUCAUCGGGAUGAAAAGUCGAGGCUCGGACGGUGUAUCAAGGUCGGAAUUUCUGUUCGAGACGAAAAAUAUUGUUGCAACAUUGAAUUUGAAUUUGCAUUCGACGACCACUUCCACGCUUACUCAGUUCGAGGUAAGCAACUGGCUUGUCGUUCCGUGAGAUCAAUUCCUCAGGAUGUUCCUCGUGGCUUCUUCGAGCAGUGAGACUCAAGAAGAAAAGAGAAAAGGAAAAGUCUAAAAUGGUCCCAAAUGGGCAAAAUAUUUUUCAAUCGUCCCGGUGUACGGAGUAUCCAAUUGGAAAGGAGAUCACAGAUGAGAGAACGUAUCGUCUAUUCUUCUACUUCUUGUUACUUUUUUCCUCCGUUUAAGCAGCGAGUUCGUAGAAAAAAGGAAAGAAUAAAUUGAAGAAACGCGCAUUGUUCGAGAGGGGCCUUUGAAGUGAUGCACAAUUAGACAGAUCAGACGAUAACGAUUUUCCACGCGAUUGUGAGCCAAGUAGAUUUAAAAUAGAGAAUGACGAUGUUUUUAUACGAGCCAACGAGAGAGUGUGAUAACGAUUUAUGUGUAAUCGUACAAAGGAAAUCGAGCUGUUUCUCUUCGGUAUAAUUCUAAACCGCCGAUACUUCAGAUAAUAAUAUAUAUGUAUAUAUUAUAUACCUAUUAUAUACAUACAUAAGUAUACAUAUUUUUUAUCCAUGUAGAUCGUCAUCCGCCGCGACUGUAUACGUUGUAUAUUGAUACGCAUUGCACUGCGUAGUGUAAUUAUGAAAUUACUUUUGUUACGGGUAAAAUAUAAAUUAUAACUUUGAAGUAUUACCAGUUA